ACCCCCUCUCUCCGCCGCCUCACGCGCGAACAAGCCGACCUUCUCAAAAACCCCGACCCAACCUUCCACGCCGCGCCCAUCAGCGCCUCCAACCUAUACGACUGGCACUUCACGCUGCAAGGUCCGCCGGCCCCCUCCCCCUACAGCGAGGGGAUCUACCACGGCCGGAUCGUGCUGCCCCCGACGUACCCGCUCCGGCCCCCGUCCUUCCGGUUCCUGACCCCCUCCGGCCGCUUCGAGGUCAACCGCGAAAUUUGUCUCAGUAUCUCGGGCCACCAUGAGGAGACGUGGCAGCCGGCGUGGGGGAUCCGGACGGCGUUGAUUGCCCUCCGGAGCUUUAUGGAUGGGGAUGCCAGGGGCCAGGUGGGCGGGUUGGAUGUGGGGGAGGAGGUGCGGAGGAGGUAUGCUGUUGCGUCGCGGGGGUGGAGGUGUGAGGGGUGCAAGGGGCAGGGAAAGGAGGGUGAAGGCGAUGAUGCGGAUCUGGAGAAGGAGAGGGGGGAGCAGGAGGUGGAGAAGAGAGAUCAGGAACUUGAACCUCCGACGAUAGGGUCAUUGGAGUCUGAUACAGUGGUUUCUGGAGGAGAUGAUGCACAGACGUUUACGACUGCCUCGACAACAACUGCUGCUGCUGCUGCUGCAUCACCACCAACAUCAACAACACAAUUACCAGCUGUGCAGCAACAGCCAGACCAAACACCUCAGCAGCGGCAGAUACUGCUCCAACCUCAACCUCAACCUCAACACCAACACCAACAGCAGCAGCAAAUAUCCCCCGAUACCCCUUGGCUCGACCGGGCCAUCGUCGGCGUGAUCGUCGCCCUGGUGGUCAUGAUCCUCCGGCGCAUC
Aspergillus aculeatus ATCC 16872 is the source of this 846-nucleotide messenger RNA. RefSeq names its product ubiquitin-conjugating enzyme E2. NCBI's taxonomy places the organism in Eukaryota, Fungi, Ascomycota, Eurotiomycetes, Eurotiales, Aspergillaceae. The annotation marks the transcript as partial. The transcript has 2 exons. The record is from RefSeq and is a predicted model, not a curated record.